AUGAGUGGCGACAAUCCCGGUACCGGAGAUCCUGGAGGUGGAAAACCUGAACCUACUCCACCCCCAACCCCACCUCCACCACCACCUCCACCACCACCACCUUCCGGAAAUGUUGACAAUGGGCUACUCAAACCGGAGAACAAUAUCGUAGUCGUUCGGAUAACCAUGAUCUACAUGCAAUUAAAUGAACUCAUCAAUAAUAUGUCACGCUCUCAUUCUUACAUCAUGAAAGGAGUUUUAAUGGGCACCUUUCUGGCAUCCGUGUUCGGACUAAACAAACCCGGUGCGACUGUGGUCAUUGGAGCAAAAAACUUGGUGAACAAAGCGUCCAGAAAGCUGAGCGGGUCAAAUGUCACUGGCUAUUUCGCAAAUUUAGUUGAAGCGAUUGUUGAAGCUGUGGAGCAAUACGGCUUGUAUUACGUGGUCCAGUGGGCUGUGGAUGCUGCUCUCUGUUUGGAGGAUGACAAUUGCGAGGAAAGCGAUCCAUAUCUCGGAACCAUACAAGAAUUGAAAAUAGCCAAAUGUGGACACGAGCCUUACUCUCAAGGGCUGAUUCAGAGCAAUCCAUCGUAUUGUCAUCUACUUUUUAAUUGCAUCCCAUUCUUCGUUCUACUAUUUGGAGUAGCCUUACUCUACGCAUUUGUCAAAUAUUUUGGAGGCGAUGAUGAACCACCACCACCUCCCCCUCCAACUCGUCCACAAACUCGCAAUAAUGUUGAGCUACCUCGACCAGUUGUCACACCUUCAAAUCCACCUCGACCAGUUGUCGCACCCCCAAAUCCACCUCGACCAAUCGUUACACCCACAAAUCCACCUCGACCAAUCGCCGGACCUCCAAAGACACCCCCACCCGGACGCCCACCAAGUCUUCAGCACAUCAAUAUCGAGUGCCCGACUUGCAAGAAGGGAGGCUUUGCUGAAUACCCCAAUCCAACUCCUACCAUUUGCAAAUAUUGUGCCCCACCCAAACCUGGACCUUCUACAGAUCUUUUUAUACAUUCACCUCCAAAAAGUGCAAAUCAAUUAUAUUUUUCCUCUCCAUUUCGUCAAUUUUCCCAGUGCAACCCCCCACAAGGGACUUCUUCAUUUUCUCAAUGCUACCAUCUCUUCGCCAACGUGAGGCUUCCUCCCAUUAACUCAUCGCUUCUAACGGCGUCAAACACUAAUGCAUUGGCAUGUUCCAUCAAUACAAAUAUGGUGCCUAAAAGCGUGGAGCAUGGUGCUGGAGACGGUCCGAAUAUCAGUGAAGACUGUUCCAUGACAGAUGAAGAGUUACAUCAUAAUAUCAUAGCCACAGUCCAGAAACAAAUUUCUGAAAUCAUGGCUCAAUUAACAUCAUCGAUGUGUUUAGAAUGUCAUACCAACCUUGCUUCAACUUCCCUUUGCCCUUGUCCAAAUUGUAACCGGAUUCAUGGGCCAAAUUGAAAAAAAUGAGGAGAUUUGCCAUGUGACUAUGAUGUACGUAUAUGCAUUAAAUUACAGACCACGAAGACACCACUAUCACGCCAGCGAUGAAGAAGAAGAUGACGCGUUGAAUUGAAUGAACUGACCAACCGUCGUGCUUUUUCCUUUGUCUGUGAAGGAAGAAGAUGUGCAAGAAAACGGCUAUUGUUUCAUUCAGUAAAUUACCUAUAUCCAUUUCGAUGCUGUUUUGUAACAGUAACUUUAUUAUUUAAAAAUAUUUUACUAUUAAGUAAUGUUAUCAAUUGUCUCGUGUACCAAAUAAAUUUCGUCUAAUUAAAAUAUC
This is a messenger RNA of Folsomia candida, 1747 nucleotides long. RefSeq lists its product as uncharacterized. Lineage: Eukaryota; Metazoa; Arthropoda; Collembola; Entomobryomorpha; Isotomidae. The record is from RefSeq and is a predicted model, not a curated record. The transcript is spliced from 5 exons. The coding region runs from base 1 to 1425 and encodes 474 amino acids.